AUGUCUGUCGGGUGGAAAUGUGUAGCCACGGUUAUUGUGGUCAUUUCAUGUGUGCACAUUUUCCAUGUAGAAAGUAGUCAACAUUUAUUCGAAUCCAUAAAAAUUAUUGUGAAUGAACCCAGCAGUCUGUUUCAAAGAAAUCUUUUAUUCUAUGCCAACUAUAAGCCAAACACGAAUACAGCUCGCUUCUAUUUCAAUGAUCUGGUAAAUUACAUAGCUCCAACUGUAACCAGCGUUUCCUAUAAGAUUUUAUUUCAAAAUCAAAAGACCUUUCGCAAGACGAAAUCUUUGAAGGUUUUGCUUUUUGAGGACAGAGAUGCACUUAGUUACUUCUAUGCCAAAAUCAACAAUACCGGCAAUUAUAAUCUCUCACACAAUCUAAUGCACAUAUCGACCAUCACAACAUUCGAUGUGGAUGUCAUAACCAAAGUCUUUGCCCACCUAUACCGCCUGAGUAUUCUUAAUGUGGGCCUAUUGGUGAAUUUAUUCGACGAGGAUAUCAUUAUGGUGACCUAUUUUCCAUUUACCCCCGGCGAGUGUCACAGCAUUAAACCGGUCAUUGUGAAUCGUUAUGAUCCCAAACAACGUCAAUGGUUACAUAAAGACUAUUUUCCACCCAAGGUGCAAAAUUUUUAUGGUUGCCCCUUGACAUGUGCCGCUUGGAAUGAAUUUCCCUACAUCAAUUUGGAAUAUAACAGCAAUGGUAAUGAUGUCACCAAGUAUAAGGGAUUUGAAGGGAAACUUUUGCAAUUUCUUGCUGAAUCACUAAACUUUACUACCAAGGUGUACAUCUUGAACGCAACGGAAGUAGAUGAGACGUUUAAAGAACCUGAUUUUAUAUUCAAGGAGAUUUUUUCCAAGCAUGCUGAUAUAUCCCUAGCUGGAUAUUAUUAUAAAUGGGCUCUAGAUCCCAACACUACUUAUUCACAAACGGAUCACUACUACCUAUCGCAUACGUAUAUGGUGGCGAAUAUUUUUAGCAUCUAUAGUACAUAUGAAAAAAUGGCCCUUCCAUUUCAAUUGAAAUUAUGGUAUUUAAUUGGAUCUGUGUUUGUCCUCAGCUCACUUUUAAUACUCACAUGUGGAUGUUGCACAGGACCCCGAGUUAGGGCACGCAACUAUAUCAUAGGCGAAGACAACAGCACACCCCAAUAUCACCUGCUAACUUUAGCUUUGGGAGCAACUAUGCCAACGCGUCAAGUGCCACGUUAUAAUUUUGCACGCUUCCUGCUUGUCUGCUGGAUGUUGACCACUCUGGUGCUGCGCAGUGCCUAUCAAUCGGGAAUGUAUCAAAUGCUACGUGACAACAUACAACGUAAUCCUCCGCAAACGAUAGCGGAUGUGCUCAAACAGAACUAUGUGAUACUGCUGAAGGGCACCCACAUGGCUUUGGCCCAAACUCUGCCGGAUAUGCGAAAUGUGCGAACAUUAAAUGGCAGCUUUUUGCAAACGUUUCCGGAAUUAUUGCAGUCAAACGAACUGACGGCCAUAGUAACGCAAUAUGAAUAUUUUGGCUAUUUUCGACAAAUUAAUGCCGCAUCCUGGCAUCGUUUGCAUUUGGUGAAUGAGCGCAUCUACACCAAACCACUGGCCAUGAAUGUUCGCACACACUCGUAUUUGGUGGAGGAAUUCAAUAGGCAAAUUCAGACAGCUAAAACCUUUGGCUUUGACACACUAUGGGCUCGCGAAUCCUUUGGAAACCAAGCGAUGAAAAAUAAUGCCGACUAUGAUCCCAAGAUGUUGGCCACUAAGAAUAUGUCCAUGAAGGAGUUGGGAGCUGUUUUCAUGAUUUUGAUCUGGUUGCAUGUGAUGGCCAUGGUCAUUUUCAUAAUCGAACUGAUAUGGCACAAAUGGGGAGCAGCUGUGCUAAGAAAUUAUCACAAAACACUAGCCAAAUGA
Molecule: messenger RNA, 1899 nt
Organism: Stomoxys calcitrans (stable fly)
Lineage: Eukaryota; Metazoa; Arthropoda; Insecta; Diptera; Muscidae
Exons: 4
Coding region: 1-1899 (632 amino acids)
Cellular component (GO): membrane
Molecular function (GO): ligand-gated monoatomic ion channel activity
Source: RefSeq, a predicted model, not a curated record